AUGACGUCCACCACCGCUCAAGGCUUMCUCUCUGUGCCGGACGAGAACGCGCCCUCGAUCACCCCGGACAAUGAAGCCCUCCAACCAGAUCCCGGCACUGAGGCCGACUUUCAACGAGAAAACAAUCCUUUCGAAUACACCCCGGGUCAGCUGGGAAAGUUAAUUAAUCCCAAGAGCUUGGGCGCCUUCCACGCGUUGGGAGGACUGGUGGGGCUGGAAGAGGGCCUCAAGGCUAGUCGACAUACGGRAAUAAGUGUCGASAAUGCGGAGGAUGUGGAGGCGAGGACGCGCAUCUUCGCAGACAACCGGCUGCCGGAGCGCAAAUCCAAGAGCAUAUUCGAGCUCAUGUGGAUGGCAUACAACGACAAGAUCCUCAUCUUGCUGACUGUUGCUGCGGUUAUUGCCCUCUCACUAGGCACUUACCAGGCCGUCAGCGAAGGUAGUCCCGAAUGGAUUGAGGGUGUUGCCAUCAUUGUUGCAAUUGUCAUUGUCGUUAUGGUCGGCGCUGUCAACGAUUUUCAAAAGGAAAAGCAGUUUGCGAAGCUGAACAAGAAGAAGGAUGACCGCCAAGUCAAAGUAUGCCGCUCGGGCAACACUCAGGAGAUCAACAUUUAUGAUCUGAUGGUUGGGGACAUCUUGCUCGUUGAGCCAGGCGAUGUCAUCCCAGCCGACGGCAUCUUCAUCAGUGGUCACGGUGUCAAAUGCGACGAAUCAUCUGCCACUGGUGAAUCUGAUCUGCUGAAGAAGACCCCGGGCGACGAAGCCCUUCAUGCUAUCGAGGCCCGCGAGUCGCUGAAAAAGAUUGAUCCCUUCAUGCUGUCCGGCGGCAAGGUCACCGAGGGCAUUGGUCGAAUGCUUGUCACUGCCGUUGGCGUUCAUUCAUCCCACGGCAAAACAAUGAUGGCACUCCGAGAAAGCAACGACAUGACACCUCUUCAAGCCAAGUUGAACAACUUGGCGGAGUACAUUGCCAAAAUCGGAGGUUCUGCUGCCCUGCUUCUGUUCUUCGUUCUGCUGAUCAAGUUCUGUGUUGGCCUGAAGAAUGAUAACUCCACCUCCGCCGAGAAAGGACAGGAAUUUAUCAAAAUUUUCAUUGUCGCUGUGACGAUCAUCGUGGUGGCAGUUCCCGAGGGUCUCCCGCUUGCUGUAACACUCGCUCUGGCGUAUGCAACGAAACGUAUGCUGAAAGACAACAACCUGGUACGAGUUCUACGAUCAUGCGAAAUCAUGGGCAACGCAACCACCGUCUGUUCAGACAAGACUGGUACACUCACACAGAACGUCAUGACUGUCGUCGCCGGUGCUCUAGGUACCACCCAUAGAUUCAGCGGCCGCACCGAGGGUAAUGUACUCGAUGUCAAUGUCGAGUCGAAAMAGAUGCAUGACGGCGUGGAGGACAUCCCUACCGCAGAGAUGAUCCCGCAGCUCGGAGAUUCUGUAAAGCUUCUGUGGAAAGACAGUAUUGCAAUCAACUCAACCGCUUUCGAGGCCGAACAGGAAGGAAAGCAGGUGUAUGUGGGCUCAAAGACCGAAACAGCUCUCCUGGAUUUCGCCCGGGACUAUCUAGGAAUGGACCGCGUCAGCAUCGAACGAAGCAACGCCGAGGUUGUCCAAAUCCUUCCUUUCGACUCUGGACGGAAGUCCAUGGCAAUGGUGAUCAAGCUGAGGGAUGGCAAAGGCUAUAGACUCAUUGUGAAAGGUGCUAGCGAGAUCAUGCUCGGUCAUUGUACCCGUAUCGUCUCCGACCCGACUCGUGGCAUCGAGUCGAAGGAAAUGAGUGGUACCGAAAAGGAGACACUGGAGGCCCUGAUCGAUGAAUACGCUUCCCGCUCUCUACGUACAAUCGGAUUCAUCUACCAGGACUUCGAGUCAGAAUCAUGGCCACCACGGRGCAUGGCUAGGUCGGAGGAUGACAAGACACARGCCGCUUUUGAAAAGUAUCCUGAUGGAAUGGUGCUCUUGGGGAUUGUCGGUAUUCAAGAUCCCCUCCGUCCUGGAGUGACCGAGGCCGUGAAAGAUUGCAUCAUGGCUGGUGUCGUUCCCCGAAUGGUCACGGGCGACAACAUCAUCACAGCAAAGGCAAUAGCUACCGAGUGUGGUAUCUAUACCGCAGGCGGCCUGGCUCUUGAAGGUCAGGAGUUCCGGAAAAUGUCCAGGUCUAAGCAGCAAGCCAUCAUACCGAACUUACAGGUCCUCGCGAGAUCCUCGCCUGAAGACAAGAGGAUUCUGGUGAAGCGUCUUAAGGAGAUGGGUCAAAUCGUUGCAGUCACUGGAGACGGCACCAACGAUGCACCUGCUCUCAAAGCCGCAGAUGUCGGAUUCGCGAUGAAUAUUUCCGGCACAGAAGUGGCAAAAGAAGCUUCUGACAUCAUCCUAAUGGACGACAACUUCGCGUCGAUUAUUAAGGCAUUGAUGUGGGGACGUGCUGUCAACGACGCCGUCAGGAAGUUCCUUCAAUUCCAGAUCACGGUCAAUAUUACUGCGGUUCUCCUUGCAUUCAUCUCAGCUGUGUCGAGCGAUGAAGAGCAAUCUGUGCUCACAGCUGUGCAACUGCUCUGGAUCAACCUCAUCAUGGACACGAUGGCUGCUCUCGCCCUGGCCACGGAUCCCCCAAACCGCAAGAUUCUCAAUCGAAAGCCUGACUUGAAGACUGCGUCAUUGUUCUCGGUCACCAUGUGGAAGAUGAUCAUCGGACAGGCCAUCUACCAGCUCAUCAUCACUCUGAUACUGUACUUUGCCGGAAGAAGCAUUCUUUCCCCCAUUUUCGCCCAGGAUAACCCAGAGAAAGCAGAGCAUCAGCACGCAACACUCGUUUUCAACACAUUUACCUGGAUGCAAAUCUUCAACGCACUGAACAACCGUCGCCUCGACAACAACCUCAAUAUCUUUGAGGGUCUCACCAAGAACCUUUUCUUCGUUGGAAUUUUCUUUACCAUGAUCGCGGGGCAGGUCCUCAUCAUCUUCGUCGGCAGCUGGGAGGUCUUUCAAGCAGAACCACAGAAUGGAGCAAUGUGGGGUUGUGCACUUGUCCUGGGUUUCCUCUCUCUACCCGUCGGGGUGCUCAUCCGAAUGUUCCCUGAUCGCAUCGCCACCAAGAUGUGCCCCCCAUUCAUCAAGAGGUGGGCGCAGAAGAAGCGUGAUAAGAGGAAUGCAAUCGUUAUCACCGAUGAGGAGAAUCAGGACGCUUUUGGCAUGGCCCUGUUGGAGAUUCAAGACGAACUUGCUUGGUUGAAGAAGUACAGGGGCGGACGUAUCAACAGCCUCAAAUUCACCAUUGCACAUCCGAAGGAGGCUUUGUUCUCGUCCAGCCGGAGUCCUAGUCGCAGUCGGGCGAGCUCUACGGGUGCGGCAAUGGCUGGCAUUGUCGCCGGUUCGAUCGCCGGCGGAUGGUCACCUGGGGGAGAGCGCAGAGAGGGCGGGCUUUCACCUGUGGAACCGAGGCAGGGUGGAUUCUCACCUGCGGAACGCAAAGGACCCACUCAGGAUGGUCUGAAAUGA
Ramularia collo-cygni is the source of this 3498-nucleotide messenger RNA. RefSeq names its product related to calcium transporting ATPase. Gene Ontology annotation, biological process: calcium ion transmembrane transport; intracellular calcium ion homeostasis. Gene Ontology annotation, cellular component: membrane; intracellular membrane-bounded organelle. The record is from RefSeq and is a predicted model, not a curated record. Bases 1 to 3498 code for a protein of 1165 amino acids. NCBI's taxonomy places the organism in Eukaryota, Fungi, Ascomycota, Dothideomycetes, Mycosphaerellales, Mycosphaerellaceae. The transcript has a single exon. Gene Ontology annotation, molecular function: P-type calcium transporter activity; ATP binding; ATP hydrolysis activity.